GUUCCAGCCCCCCCCCCGUGCUCGUCCCGGCGGCCGGCAGGACGCCCGUGCCGGAGCCCCGGAGCCUCUGCAGCCGAUCGGUGCAGCGGGGCAGGGAGAUAGGGACGCCAGAGUGGCCCUCGAGGGAACCAGCCUGCGAAGCGCGGGGAAGGAAGGCGCGGACGCGUGGCGGGGAGGGGUUGAGGCGCCCCAGCCCGAAGCCCGAAGGCCGAGCGCGCGGCUGGCGACCCGGCACCCAUGGCCCGCAGCAUGGCUCGGGGCUGGGUGCGGCCGAGCCGUGUGCCUCUGUGCGCCCCCGCCGUCUGGACGGCUGCGGCGCUCCUGCUCUGGACACCAUGGACGGCAGGUGAAGUGGAGGAUUCAGAGGCCAUCGACACCUUGGGACAGCUUGAUGGACCGGACAGCCCACUUCCCACUCUGAAAGGCUACUUCCUGAAUUUUCUGGAACCAGUCAACAAUAUCACCAUUGUCCAGGGCCAGACGGCAAUCCUACACUGCAAGGUGGCGGGAAAUCCACCUCCCAACGUGCGGUGGCUGAAGAAUGACGCCCCGGUUGUGCAAGAGCCACGGAGGGUCAUCAUCAGGAAGACAGAAUAUGGCUCUCGGCUGCGGAUCCAAGACCUGGACACGACAGACACGGGCUACUACCAGUGUGUGGCUACCAACGGGCUGAAGACCAUUACUGCCACUGGGGUUCUGUAUGUGCGGCUCGGUCCAACGCACAGCCCAAACCACAAUUUUCAGGAUGACGACCAGGAAGAUGGCUUCUGCCAGCCUUACCGAGGGAUUGCUUGUGCACGCUUCAUCGGGAACCGGACUAUUUAUGUGGACUCCCUCCAGAUGCAGGGGGAGAUUGAAAACCGAAUCACAGCUGCCUUCACCAUGAUUGGCACCUCCACGCAUCUGUCAGACCAGUGCUCACAGUUUGCCAUCCCAUCCUUCUGCCACUUCGUCUUCCCUCUGUGUGACGCGCGCUCCCGGGCGCCCAAGCCGCGGGAGCUGUGCCGGGACGAAUGUGAGGUGUUGGAGAAUGACCUGUGCCGCCAGGAGUACACCAUCGCCCGCUCCAACCCGCUCAUCCUCAUGCGGCUCCAGCUGCCCAAGUGCGAAGCGCUGCCCAUGCCCGAGAGCCCUGAUGCUGCGAACUGCAUGCGCAUCGGGAUCCCUGCGGAGAGGCUAGGUCGCUACCACCAGUGCUACAACGGCUCUGGCGCUGACUACAGGGGGAUGGCCAGUACUACCAAGUCAGGCCACCAAUGUCAGCCUUGGGCUCUGCAGCACCCCCACAGCCAUCGCCUGUCCAGCUCAGAGUUCCCAGAGCUGGGAGGAGGCCACGCCUACUGCCGGAACCCUGGGGGCCAGAUGGAAGGCCCGUGGUGCUUUACACAGAAUAAAAACGUGCGCGUGGAACUGUGUGACGUACCCCCGUGUAGUCCCCGAGAUGGCAGCAAGAUGGGGAUCCUGUACAUCCUGGUCCCCAGCAUUGCCAUCCCCCUGGUCAUCGCUUGCCUUUUCUUCCUCGUCUGCAUGUGCCGCAACAAACAGAAGGCCUCAGCCUCCACCCCACAGCGAAGGCAGCUGAUGGCUUCACCCAGCCAGGACAUGGAGAUGCCUCUCAUCAGCCAGCACAAACAGGCCAAACUCAAAGAGAUCAGCUUGUCCACAGUGAGGUUCAUGGAGGAGCUCGGGGAGGACCGGUUUGGGAAGGUCUACAAGGGCCACUUGUUCGGGCCCACCCCAGGAGAACCAACCCAGGCGGUAGCCAUCAAGACACUGAAAGACAAGGCUGAGGGGCCCCUGCGGGAGGAGUUCCGGCAAGAGGCCAUGCUACGGGCACGGCUGCAGCAUCCCAACAUUGUCUGCCUACUGGGUGUGGUGACCAAAGACCAACCCCUGAGCAUGAUCUUCAGUUACUGCUCCCAUGGCGACCUCCACGAGUUCCUGGUCAUGCGCUCACCACACUCCGACGUGGGCAGCACUGACGACGACCGCACGGUGAAGUCAGCCCUGGAGCCCCCUGACUUCGUACACGUGGUGGCACAGAUUGCUGCGGGGAUGGAGUUUCUGUCCAGCCACCACGUGGUCCAUAAGGACCUGGCCACACGCAAUGUGCUGGUGUAUGACAAGCUGAACGUCAGGAUCUCAGACUUGGGCCUCUUCCGAGAGGUGUACUCCGCAGAUUAUUACAAACUCAUGGGCAAUUCGCUGCUGCCCAUCCGCUGGAUGUCACCCGAGGCCGUCAUGUACGGAAAGUUCUCCAUUGACUCUGACAUCUGGUCCUACGGCGUGGUCCUCUGGGAGGUCUUCAGCUACGGCCUGCAGCCCUACUGUGGGUACUCCAACCAGGACGUGGUGGAGAUGAUCCGUAGCCGGCAGGUACUGCCCUGUCCGGAUGACUGCCCCGCCUGGGUCUAUGCCCUCAUGAUUGAAUGCUGGAAUGAGUUUCCUAGCCGGAGGCCCCGCUUUAAGGACAUCCACAGCCGGCUCAGGUCCUGGGGCAACCUAUCCAAUUACAAUAGCUCGGCACAGACCUCGGGAGCCAGCAACACCACACAGACCAGCUCCCUGAGCACCAGCCCUGUGAGCAAUGUGAGCAAUGCUCGCUACAUGGCACCUAAGCAGAAGGCCCAGCCCUUCCCGCAGCCUCAGUUCAUCCCCAUGAAGGGUCAGAUCAGACCCUUGGUGCCCCCAGCACAGCUGUAUAUCCCAGUUAAUGGCUACCAGCCAGUACCAGCGUAUGGGGCCUACCUGCCCAACUUCUACCCAGUCCAAAUCCCCAUGCAGAUGGCUCCACAGCAGGUGCCCCCUCAGAUGGUCCCCAAGCCGAGCUCACACCACAGUGGCAGCGGCUCCACCAGCACUGGCUAUGUCACCACGGCACCCUCUAACACAUCUGUGGCGGACAGGGCAGCCCUACUCUCAGAGGGCGCCGAGGAUGCGCAGAACAUCCCAGAAGACGUGGCCCAGAGCCCUGUGCAGGAAGCAGAGGAGGAGGAGGGGGGUUCUGUACCAGAGACUGAGCUCCUGGGAGACAAUGACACACUCCAGGUGAACGAGGCCCAUGUCCAGCUUGAAGCCUGAGGAUUAUUCGGGGCCUGCAGCACCGGCCCUGAUGUAACAGGAUGGGGACCUCAAAAUGGCUCUGAGAAGUCCCAAAGAGGGGCCCAUCACCAAAGCCCAGGGACUGGCAGGCUGAUUGGGGCCUGCCCACCCAAGACUGUGAGAGAUCUUAUACUAUCUCCUGCACUCUGUGCCCAUAAAACUGCCACUGCCCCCCCAGCUUGGCUGGAGGCCAUCUCAGACAGGGACCCUAGGCAGCAUGACCACCUCAGAAACAGGACAGGGAGACCACACCUCUGUCUGCUUUAUCCUGAUGGUAGUUGGCUAGUGAGCUAAGGAUGUUGUGCAAAGAAACAGGGUGCAUCUUUACUCCCUGUUUUAUGGGCCGAGGAUUCGGAGACCGGGGGUGAACAUGGCGGCAAAGGGCAGCAGAGAGGCUCAGUGGAGCUCAGACGCUCAGUGAACUUCCUGCUGGCUGAGGACGGAGAGAGCUCUUCCUUUUUGUGGCUCACUGCUGAACGUGUUCUUUCUAACAGCCUAAGACCAGCAGAAGCAGGAUGCUGCCAUCUGCUGGGGGUCCAGAGGACAAGAGGAACCUCUGAACAGUGCCUUGGGAGUGCCUUGUAUUAAAGAAAAGUGCCGUUACAAAAAAACCAGCACGCUUUUGUAUUUUUUGUGAAGGGUUUUAAUUAUACUGCGUAUGUAUUUUGUCUACUUUUCUGGAAUUCAAGGGAAAAAUGUUUCCUGGGUUUAGAAUGUUUGAAAGGAAGCAACGUUGUACAGAAAACAGUAUUGUUAAAUUUUUUUUUUUUUUAAGAAUCCUGUGCAGACCUUAAAUGUAAUUUAUAUGGUUUUCUGUGUGCCGUUUUUGUGGAAGUGUUUUGAUCCUAAAUAAUGACUUAGUAAUUUAACUGUGUGUAUUUUCUCUGAGAUGCCAUCCCACUGGGGUUGUGUCUGCCUUCAUUCUGCCACACGUGGUGAGGUCCUUACAUUUCAGAGUUCCCAUUCCACGUGGCCAUGGACAAGCUGCCUGGCACAUGCUGUCAGUUCCUUUUGUAGGCCCCACGCCUGGUAUAGCCAAUAAAUGACCGUUUGUUUGGUUUGUA
Grammomys surdaster is the source of this 4166-nucleotide messenger RNA. It is a transcript of the gene Ror2, whose product is annotated as receptor tyrosine kinase like orphan receptor 2. Gene Ontology annotation, molecular function: ATP binding; transmembrane receptor protein tyrosine kinase activity; protein binding. Bases 238 to 3081 code for a protein of 947 amino acids. The record is from RefSeq and is a predicted model, not a curated record. Gene Ontology annotation, cellular component: signaling receptor complex. Gene Ontology annotation, biological process: cell surface receptor protein tyrosine kinase signaling pathway; multicellular organism development; protein phosphorylation. Lineage: Eukaryota; Metazoa; Chordata; Mammalia; Rodentia; Muridae. The transcript is spliced from 9 exons.